CCUUCUUUUGGACCGUCAACACGUUGAUAAGAUACGUAUGCUAAAAAUGUCAGGCUUCGUAAGACGAAUAAUCCAGACAGCAAAAGCACCAUCGGCUAUAGGGCCAUACAGCCAGGCAGUUCUCGUUGAGCACACGCUUUACGUAUCUGGACAGAUAGGAAUGAAUCAGGCAGGAAACCUAGUACCAGGAGGUGUGGUCCCUGAAACAGAACAGGCCUUAAAAAAUAUGCAGGCUAUUCUUGAAGAGGCAGGUACCACUAUGAAUAACGUUGUCAAAGCCACAGUUUUAUUGGAUGAUAUCAAUAACUUUGGGGCUGUAAAUGAAGUUUAUUCCAAAUUUUUCCAAAAGAGUUUUCCAGCCCGGGCAGCAUAUCAAGUAGCGGCAUUACCAAAGGGGGCUAAAGUAGAAAUAGAAGCAAUAGCCAUAGUUGGAACACUGGUGGACUCCCAAUGACUAGAGGCAAAACUGUAGUUUUUAAAAGUACUUUUGUCAUCACAUUAUUGGGAAAAUCCAAUAUCUGACUGUUUUAUACUGAAUUAUAGGUAGAAUCAUAAGUUUGAAUUUUAUUGUAAUUUUUUUCAAAAAGCAUUAUUGAGUACUUUAUAUUCAUUUUAUAAAGACAAAUUUAUAUUUUUCAUAAUAAAAUUGUAUUAUGAGCUGGAAA
Molecule: messenger RNA, 665 nt
Organism: Saccostrea echinata
Lineage: Eukaryota; Metazoa; Mollusca; Bivalvia; Ostreida; Ostreidae
Product: 2-iminobutanoate/2-iminopropanoate deaminase-like
Exons: 6
Coding region: 38-454 (138 amino acids)
Cellular component (GO): cytosol
Molecular function (GO): deaminase activity
Source: RefSeq, a predicted model, not a curated record